CCGGCCGCUCUCCCCUCGCUCGCUCCUGCCCCGGCGUGCAGGGCCCGGCCGCCGCCAUGUCGGGCCCGUUCGAGCUCUCGGUGCAAGAUCUCAACGACCUGCUCUCGGACGGCAGCGGCUGCUACAGCCUCCCGAGCCAGCCGUGCAACGAGGUCACCCCGAGGAUCUACGUCGGCAACGCGUCUGUGGCUCAGGACAUCCCCAAGCUGCAGAAGCUGGGCAUCACCCACGUCCUGAAUGCCGCCGAGGGCCGGUCCUUCAUGCACGUCAACACCAACGCCAACUUCUACCAGGACUCUGGCAUCACCUACCUGGGCAUCAAGGCCAACGACACCCAGGAGUUCAACCUCAGCGCCUACUUUGAAAGGGCUGCAGACUUCAUAGACCAGGCGUUGGCUCAAAAGAACGGCCGGGUGCUCGUCCACUGCCGCGAGGGUUACAGCCGCUCCCCGACCCUGGUCAUCGCGUACCUCAUGAUGCGACACAAGAUGGACGUCAGGUCUGCCCUGAGCGUCGUGCGGCAGAACCGUGAGAUCGGCCCCAACGACGGCUUCCUGGCCCAGCUCUGCCAGCUCAACGACAGACUGGCCAAGGAGGGGAAGCUGAAACUCUAGGGCGUCCCCUUGUGCCUCUUCUCCGGAGGUGCACCCGGGAGGCCCCGGUGGAGGACGGCCGCGGCCGCCACCUUAGGACCCACAGUGUAUCCCGCUCCCCACGUCACAAGGCGCUUGCCCACGCGUCCGUCCCAGCACAGCCCGGGGCCGCUGCCCCCAGGAGCACGUCAAGAAGCUUGCCGAGGAGGGCGGUCUCGCUCCCUGGUCGUCCUGUCCCGUAAUUCACGGUGUCCUCUCCCUGAGCCCGGAUCCCAGGACAGGCCUGUGGCGUGCACCGCCCUGUGGCGCAGGGCAGGGGGUCUGUGGGAGGGGAAGGCCCCCGGCCACCUCCCUGCACUGGGUCCUCCCUCCAGCGGAGACCUCAACCCCUUGCGCCCCAGUCCAGGGGCGGUGCCAGCGCAGGCCCCGGUGUCCCCACCACGUCUGUCCCCCCGUGGCCCUCUCAGCCUUCCACUUCUGGCUUGGAGCGGAGCGGCCGUACCUGCUGCCAAGACUGUGUGUGGAUGACUUAGGAUUACAGGUGCCCCGAGAGGCCCCUGGCUGGGCCAGCCGUUUCUCCCGGAGGACGCCCCCCGGCCCCAGGGCUCGCCAGCGGUGCCUCUCUGGGAAGCCCCAGUUGGCCGUGCGCUGCUGCCGGCUGUCCCCCUCGACCGGCUGGCGUCUGGUGGAAGAGCAGGGGCCUUGGGCGUGGUGUUUUCUCUCUUGUUUUGAAAACGGGGUGUUGAAGUCCAGUCUAUUUCAAAACCGCACCAUUUGGAGAAUUACAAGGGUUUUGUCCUGAAUGACGGCGUUGGGCGGCUCAGGAGCUCACGCCGGCUGCUCAGCGUCUCCGUUGCUAUUCCAGACCCUGGAGGAGGAGGUGGCCAGUUACGGUGGGGAGGGGGGUUGUGAGCCGGGGGUGCCUUCUGAAACACAGCCCCAGGAUGAGCAGGGAACAGAACGGGUCCCCGGCACACACCCGGCUCACUUCCGGUGGCCCUGAUGGUGCUGGGCCAGUGCGGGAGCCCCAGUGGGGCUCAGCCGGGAAGGACAGAGGCUUGGGGAGCAUCCGGUCGGCAGUGAGGAAAAGACCACGUUUACUGACAGUGAGGGUGCUGGGGUGCACAGGUGCUCCAGUGUGUGUGCUCUGCUGUGGACACAUCUUGUGGGGUGUGGCCGUCGCUGUGACGUGCUGCUGUGUGUCUCUGGGUCACUGGGCAGCGCUGGGGGUGGGGGAGGUUCUCAGCCACGGCCCCAGCAGCGAGCACAGACGUGUUUGAUCAAAGGUUAGGGACUGGAACUCCUUAUUUAUGCACCAAAUACGUAGUGUGGUCUGUGUGGGUGAGCCAGGCUGCCAGAGGCCUGGCCCCGUGCGAGGACACGGGCAGGAUCUGUGCAGGUGUCCCCUGCAGGGGAGGCGCCAUCAGGGACUUUUGUCGCGUGUGUCAAUUUAAAUUCAGGUAGUGUUCAUAUGUGGGUGUCAGGAAUGUGCCUUUCUGGGAGCUGCACAGCUGGGUGGUCACUGGCCCCUCUCCCCUGAGACACAGCAGCUUUUGCAGAUCCUGAGCUGCCCAGGUAGCCCCAGCUCCGUGAAAUGACUGUCCGUGGACCUGUGCUGUGCUUUCCAGCUUUGGGGGGCUUCGCUGCCCCCCCCCCCCCACGUGGCCUUCAGUGGUGGAGCGGACUCACGUGUUGUUAACAGGAAGGAAGGCACUUGCGGGUCAGGAUGGCCAAGGGCAGGGCUCCCAGGGUUGCUGGGCUCUUUGUUAAGGCAGAGCCAGGAUGCCAGGGCUGCUCUUCCAGACGCUGGUUCUUUCUUAGCACAGCCCUCUGGCAGGAGCUCCUGGAGCCGGAGCUGGGGCGCGGCGGUGUCGCUGCUACUUGGGACGUUCACACCCGCAGUGGAGCGCUGGUGCGUGUCCCGGCCCCUCUGCCUCUGACCCAGCUUCCUGCCGACGCGUCUCGGACGGCAGCAGACGACAGCUUAAGCAUUUGGGGCCCUGCUACCCAUGCAGGAGACCUGGAUGGAAGUUCAAGGCCCCUGGCUUUGGCCUGGCCCAGCCCCGGCUGUUUCAUGCAUUUGGGGAGUGAACCAGCAGAUAGAUGAUCUAUCUCUCUCUUGCUCUGUCAUUCUGCCUUUCAGGUAGAUGCAAAUAAAUAAAACACUUUUUUUUUUUUAAUUUUCUUUCUUUCUUUUUUUUUUUAGAGACAGAGAGAAAGGUCUUCCUUCCAUUGGUUCACCCCCCCAAAUGGCCACCAUGGCCGGAGCUAUGCCAAUCCAAAGCCAGGAGCCAGGUGCCUCUUCUGGGUCUCCCACGUGGGUGCAGAGGCCCAAUCCCCUGGGCCAUCCUCCACUGCCUUCCCAGGCCACAGCAGAGAGCUGGACUGGAAGAGGAGCAACCAGGACUAGAACCUGGCACCCAUAUGGGAUGCCGGUGCCGCAGGUGGAGAAUUAACCAAGUGAGCCACGGCGCCGGCCCAAUAAAACAUUUUAAAAGGAAAACGAGCCGCCCCCUGCCCCAUGCCCAGGAGAGUCCAGGUGCACUGCACGCGCCCUCCUGGCCCCGCUGACUGGGUUGGAACGUGCGGCUGCUCCUGCAGGUGCCAGGCAGCACCCCUACAGAGCCUGCUGCUCUGCUCCUGGAAGAGGCGCGGGUGCUGUGCCUCCCAUCUCAGCCCCGGCACUGGUCGCCUCACAGGACAGCCGUGGGUACCGAGUGAACGGAGCAGCUUGGUGUGGCCAGUUAACUAAGGGAGGCCCUGAAGGCCUCUCUGCGGGCGCAUGAGGAUGCUCACUUGGGAUUUCUUAGUGGUCUGUAUCCCAGGAACCCUACACUUGCUUUGUGAGAUUUAUUUUUAACUCCCCGUUAAAUGAACGUCUGUAGUCUAAGAGCCAAUGCCUGCCCAGCUGAGUGGGAGCUGUGCCUGGGCAGCUCUCUGCCCACUGGGGAUGCAAUGGGAUAGGAACUCAGGGUGCCCUUACCCCCUCCCUACCCCGACCUCUGUCUGUGACCUAAUAGAGCCCCACCCAGGCAAAUUAGAGCACCAAGCAGUUGUCUUCUCUAUCUUAAAGCAGCUCCUCUGCCACUGAGUUAGCGUGAGAGCAGAAGCCCACUGCCUGCCAAUGAGGGAGCUCACCCAGAAGACCUCAAGGGCCCCUUUGGCUCUGACACUGUACGGGUCUGUUAGAAUCCCACUUGGAUUUAGCAUCAUCUGCAAAGUAUAGGAUGUGCUAGGAAUAAUAAUAUUAUGGCCAGCAGGUGGCGCUGCGCUCCGCCCGUGGCAAUGGAAGGAUGGGAAGUGGAAUGUUGGUGACUUUUGUGUUCCCAGUUUGUGCUAAGAUGCUAACAAUGUCCAGAUGCUAAUGUUUUAAUCAAAAUAAGCACUUGUCUUAAAUACGAGGAUAUGGACUUUUCUUGCAGGGAAUCUUCUUUGCCAUAAAACUGGUGUCAGGAAUCAUUGAAGAGCACACAGCCACGUCCUCUCCCGAGGGGAGACUGAGGCCUUCCCGGGUGCAGUGAGCAGAUGGCUGCAAGUUCCACUUUAGGACCUAUUGCCUCCUGCUCGCUUUGGGGGUAAUAUCAUGAAAGGGUGAAUGUUCUGGACAGAAAAAGGGAAGAUAUGAAAAUGAUUUUUUUUAAAGACAAGUUUAAUGUCUGCUGUAUCGCGAAUCAGUGUUAAAACACUAAGGUUGUAACCAAAAUAAAUGUCUUACAUGAUCAAGAAA
Molecule: messenger RNA, 4320 nt
Organism: Lepus europaeus (European hare)
Lineage: Eukaryota; Metazoa; Chordata; Mammalia; Lagomorpha; Leporidae
Gene: DUSP3
Product: dual specificity phosphatase 3
Exons: 3
Coding region: 57-614 (185 amino acids)
Biological process (GO): protein dephosphorylation; negative regulation of MAPK cascade
Cellular component (GO): cytoplasm
Molecular function (GO): MAP kinase phosphatase activity; protein tyrosine/serine/threonine phosphatase activity
Source: RefSeq, a predicted model, not a curated record